Purpureocillium lilacinum is the source of this 204-nucleotide messenger RNA. NCBI's taxonomy places the organism in Eukaryota, Fungi, Ascomycota, Sordariomycetes, Hypocreales, Ophiocordycipitaceae. The record is from RefSeq and is a predicted model, not a curated record.
AUGAUAGCCCUGGGGUGGUGUCAAGUGGAUAGACCACCAGAGAUUCUUGUUAUUUUCGGCCGGUCACAGACCCUGAAGACCUUGGCUGUCGACCAGAAGUGGGUGCGGCAGUCGUGGGAGCGCUCGGGCACGGUCCAGCCAGGAUCUGCUACCGAAGCGGCUAGAGCAGAGGGCAAAGACCAGUUGUCGUUGCAGCGAAUAUGA